UGAUACAACAGUAAUUAAGAAUUCAUUUAGUUGAUCAAAUAAAGUUAUGAUAUUCAUUAUUUGAAUGUCUAGUCGUUCCCUAUAUAAUGCGGAUGAAAAUUUUUAAACCUACGCACUCAAUAAUACAAUACUCUUGAAAACCGUUUUAUUUAAUGUAAAGUGUAUUUUUCAAUCAAAAUGAAUUUUUUUAAUUCUUUGACUCUAAUUAUUGGUGCUUUAGUACUUAUUGAAGUAAGCUGUUAUGAUCCAAUGGUUAUUCGAAAAGGAGAUACAACAGAUUUAUCAGAAGGGUUUACUUUUGAGCGAUUUAAUUUUCUUACCGAAUUAAAUGUGAAUAAUGAACAUGUAAAUGAUAAGUUGAACUGGAAUUCAUGUUCAAACUAUACUGGAAUAAACUUUUUUUUUAAAUAAAACUGAAUCUGACGAUUGCUAUGGAGAAGUAAUAAAUUGUAGAGCCAUUCCCUUUGAUCCAAUACGACAGAAAAGGGAUAUUAACGAUAUUAUUCGGAAUUUUGGCAAACUAAUUACAAUACAACAUAAUGUGAAACCAAAUGUAACCUGUCAUUGUCUUUGUAAUCGGCGAUAUGAUCGUAAACCUCAUUCUUCAGUACGAGAAUUAUUGGACUCUAUUUGUUUGGAUGAAGUUUCAGCAGAUGUUAAAAACGGCUAUGUUCUAACUGGAGUACGAUUAAAUCGAUUGAAUAAUACAAUAGCAUUCGAAAUUCAAGAAGGCAAACUCAUGGACGGAAUCAUUCUUGGCGAUACACGUCGUUGGGUACGUGCAAAAAAAUGUAACAAUAUUGGAUUAAUGACUCCAUCAAAACGUACUUUAAUCUUGGAUGAUGUUAUUUUUUCUGGGAAUAUCGUUGUUACUGGUGUGGCUUUUAAAAGAUAUAGUAAUAUACCACACCAUGAGCGAAGAUAUCCCGAAUCUAUGGAAGUUAGAGAAAAAGAUCCAUUCUUUUUAUCAGUAAUUGGUCAUGGAUUAGAUAAUGAAGAGAAUUUAAUGGCAAAUAAUAGACUUGAAAUGAGCAUUUGGGAUUAUUCUCUUGCACAUAGAACUAAUCUGAUUAAUGAUGAAAUGGAUCCAUCAGUGGCCGUAAUGAUCCCUCAUAAAAACGAUGUUAUAAGUAAACCCAAAGAAAAUUACGUAACAUUCGAUUUGGCAAAACCUAACAAAGGUCUACGUCAAUUUGUCAUACCUUAUGUCGAUUCACAAAAAGUUACUGAUUUUAGUUAUCCUCAAUUUGUGAAAGGAAUUGGAUUGUAUUAUAAAGGAUUUCCCGGCUUCGGUGGAUAUGUUGCUCCUAGCAUUUUUGUUCCAUUACACUAAUUAUAUAAAAUGGAAUAUACA
Messenger RNA from Chelonus insularis, 1354 nucleotides. RefSeq lists its product as uncharacterized. The transcript has 5 exons. Bases 740 to 1333 code for a protein of 197 amino acids. The record is from RefSeq and is a predicted model, not a curated record. NCBI's taxonomy places the organism in Eukaryota, Metazoa, Arthropoda, Insecta, Hymenoptera, Braconidae.